Messenger RNA from Pteropus alecto (black flying fox), 448 nucleotides. RefSeq names its product testis expressed 33 (gene CIMIP4). The record is from RefSeq and is a predicted model, not a curated record. The annotation marks the transcript as partial. The transcript is spliced from 4 exons. Lineage: Eukaryota; Metazoa; Chordata; Mammalia; Chiroptera; Pteropodidae.
GUGGUGGACCAGCUGCUGUCCGAGGAGCAGGCUCGAAGGGCCAUCAGCGAAGCUUUCGAGGGCCAGAAGAGGGCAAGCUCGUGGCCCAGCAGGACCCAGAGUUCUGUGGAAAUCGCCUCCGUCUUCUCCGACUACUAUGACCUGGGCUACAACAUGCGGUCAAACUUGUUUCAAGGGGCCCCCCAGGAGACGAAGAGCCUCAUGAAGGCCUCCUACACUCCAGAGGUGAUUGAGAAAUCAGUGAGGAACAUAGAGUGCUGGCAUGGCAGAAAGACGGAUGAUCUGGGACGGUGGCACCAGAAAAACGCUAUGAACAUGAACUUGCAGAAAGCAUUGGAUGAGAAAUAUGGAGAAAAGAGCAAAAGCAAGAGCUCGAAGUAACAGACACAACUCAGAAGAGGUGCCCUCGACUCAGAGAAAGUGCUGACAAUAAAGGCACAAAUCGAAA